This is a messenger RNA of Heterostelium album PN500, 963 nucleotides long. Its product is annotated as DDRGK domain-containing protein. Lineage: Eukaryota; Evosea; Eumycetozoa; Acytosteliales; Acytosteliaceae. Bases 1 to 963 code for a protein of 320 amino acids. The transcript is spliced from 4 exons. The record is from RefSeq and is a predicted model, not a curated record.
AUGGAUAGUAUAUUUAUAGGUGUAUUAGGUCUUAGUAUAUUAAUCAUCGUUGGAUUAUUAUAUGUAGUUUUAUUCCCAUCAAAGAAGUUUAUACCAGAUGAUCAAAUCAACGAUACACAACAACCUCAAGCAGAGAAUGAAAAUAUCAAUAAUAUCAAUAAUAACAACAGAGGAAGAGGUCUGGCUCGUAUGAAUGUUAGAAACAGAAGACAACCACAACAAAAUGAACAAUUAAAUGAACAAAUAAAUAAUAAUGAUGCAGAUCAAAGUGAUAGUGAUGAAGAUGAUACAGAUGUCAACGCUGCGAUCAAUACUGGUCUCGAUCCAAAAACAGGAAAGAAGAUGGGUACAAAGAAGCUUGAAAAGUUGAAACUUAAAGAAGAAAAGAGAAAACAAAGAGAGUAUGAAGAACAUAUGAGAGAAGAGAGAAAGAAAGCAGAAGAGGAAAAAGAUGAACAAUUACGUUUGAAGAAACUUGAAGAUUUAGAAAGAGAAAAGCAAAGAAUUGAAGAAGAAACUAGAAUCAGAUUGGAGAAAGAGAAAAGAGAAGAUGAAGAAUAUCAAGCUAUGAAAGCAUCUAUUUCACUUGAGGAGGCUGGUGAAUCAAAGCAGAAUGAAGAACAAGAAAAGAAUUUACUUCAAGAGUUUAUCAAGUUUUUAGAGAGCAACAAGAUUUGUUUGCUUGAAGAUAUUGCAAUGGAGUUUGGUAUGAAAACACCAGAUGUCAUCGAUCGUAUUAAAACUUUAGAUAAAGAGGGUCUGAUUUCCGGUGUCAUUGAUGAUCGUGGUAAAUUCAUUUAUGUAUCACGUAAAGAGAUGGAAGCAGUCGCCAAAUUCAUCAACAAGAAAGGAAGAGUCACAAUUGAACAGAUUGCUCGCGAAUCAAACAAUCUUAUCGAUCUUACAAAACCUGUUGUUUCAACACCUGUAGACACUCCAACUGAAACAACCACCGAAGCAUAA